AUGUCCAAGCUCGUGUUCCUGGCCGUGCUCUUCGUCCUGCUGCUGCAGGCGUCGUCGCGCGCCGCGGCCCGCCGGCACCACCACGACCACGACCACGACCACGACCACCACGAUCACGACCACGACCACCACGAUCACGGCGAGCCGGACGACCCGUGCCGCGGUGGCGGCGGCCCGGGCCUGCUGGGCCACAAGGACCACGGCUGCUCGUCCCCGGCCGUGUCGCCGCACGGCGGCACGCCCGCGGUGAUGACGGUGAACGGGUUCCAGAAGGAUGAGGACGGCGGGGGGCCCUCCGAGUGCGACGGGAAGUACCACGACGACCGGGAGAUGCUCGUGGCGCUGUCCACGGGGUGGUACGCCGGCGGGCGGCGGUGCCACAAGCAGAUCCGCAUCACGCACAACGGGCGCACCGUGGUGGCAAAGGUCGUGGACGAGUGCGACUCCCGGCACGGGUGCAAGACCAACAUCGUCGACACGUCCAAGGCCGUCUGGCACGCGCUCGGGCUCGACACCAAGAUCGGCGAGGUCCCCGUCACCUGGUCCGACGCCUGA
Panicum hallii is the source of this 555-nucleotide messenger RNA. Its product is annotated as putative ripening-related protein 6. Lineage: Eukaryota; Viridiplantae; Streptophyta; Magnoliopsida; Poales; Poaceae. The record is from RefSeq and is a predicted model, not a curated record. Bases 1 to 555 code for a protein of 184 amino acids. The transcript has a single exon.